AUGCCGGAUUUGGCGUCGGGGGCCACAGACGGCGUGGACGACGCCGAGGCUGCGGCUUCUGCUAAAUCUCCGCCGGAGGUCAAGAAAGAAGAUGCUGAGGCGACGGCGCCCUCAGCAGAUGCGAGUGCAGCGAACUCUAGAGUAAAUAUACAAAUAGAAAACUUUAAUGCAAUUCUAUACAUGAAAAAACUUUCUGAGUAUGGUGUAUUUUCAUCAUUACAUAACUGUGAAAUUGAGAAAAAUUUGUGGGUUACUGAUUUGCACAGAUAUGGAAAUAAUUCAAAACAUGGAGUGAUUAUUGAUCUUACUUGUGAAAAAGGUGAAACAUUCCUGAAAUCAGUUUUGAAAAAUGAUUCAUUUGGCUAUUGUGGAGCCCACUGGCUCUGCAUGGUAAAAGAACAGUCUGAUCUAAAUUUCUUCGCCAAAAAAGGCUUCCUCACAUCAGCUACUGCUUUAAACACAUCUGAAGUCAACUUCCCAUGCCCUGCAAAUAUAUCACAAAGAGAACAUAGGUUCACAACAGAAGUAAGCGAAACUGCCUUGUCACACAAGGAUGCCUGCAGUUUUCUGGAUAUGAGACUAAAUAAAUCAUUUGGUGGAAAUCUAAGUUACAAAAUUCAUGUAUAUGAUAUUCGAGGGGAUAGUAAUUACAAAUAUACUGUGAGAGGCACAGUGGUCAGAACAGAUAGUAAUUUUCAAAUGGAUAUGAGUGGGAACCGUGAACUUUUUGACAGAUCUAUUCUUCAUCUGCUGCAGGAUAUUUUGGAGUUUAGGUUAAAAGUUUCAAACCACAAUGGAAAGAAAUAUUCACGAGAUCUUUCAAUUUUGAGGCAACUAGCAACCAAUAAAAUUGAUGUAGGAUCAACCACUAUUCUACUAACUUAUGAUCGAAUUGGAAUGGCAGAUUAUAGCAUUGGUGUGGACACAUUUAAACCACAACUUUUCUAUAAGGUCCAGUCACUUCGAGCUGCUCGUAACAUUUACUCUUUACCAUUUUCUCUGGACGUGUGGGUCUCUCUGUUCUCACUACUUGUGGGUAUCACAUUUCUCCUUACUUUCAUAUUGGGUAGUGAAACAAGGCUACCUAUUGCACAGAAAAAUUCUACUGGUGAGAAUUUUCCAUUCACUGGGAUCAGUGCAUCAAGGAAGCAGUUUAGCCUUAAUAUGUUGGAGCAACCAUCAUGGGACUUGAGUGAAGUAAUGCUUGUUACAAUUGGUGCUCUAAGUCAACAAGGUGCAGAUAGGCAUCCUAAUACGAUGGCAGCUCGGAUUUUAUUCCUUGUAUUGUUCCUGCUGGCUGUCCUGAUGUAUACAGCAUACUCAGCAAGUGUAAUCUCAAUCAUGUCAUCCACAAAACCUGUUUCAAAUUCACUGCAGGGUAUCCUUGAGAGCAGUUCCAAAAUGUCUGUUGCUCUUCAUGACAUCCAUUAUUAUCACACCCAAUUCCAGAUUGAAAGAAAUCCGCUAUCUCAAAACUUACACAAACUGGAACUGGUACCUGAAUUUCUCUCUUUAGAAGAAGGCUUAGAAGGAGCUUUAGAAGGGACCAUUGCUUUUUCAUGUGGUCAAGUUGAUGCCCAUACAUACCUACAAAACAGCAAACACUCAGAAGAAAGUCUGUGUGGUUUAGGUGAAAUUCCUGUUGUCAGUGGUAUUGGAUAUCAAAGAAGUUUUGCACUGAGACACAAUUCACCAUUAAGAAAAGCAUUUGAUAAAGGGUUGUUAAGAUUGAUGGAGCAUGGGUUAGUCAAGAGAGAAUGGCGUCGCUAUUUUGGCAAGCGGCCAGCCAGUGAGCUGCACUGUGAAGAAGCUAGUUCCAGUACUGGAUUUGUGAGGAUCACACUAGACGACGUGUGGCCUGCAGUGAAUAUGUUUGGUGUGGGUCUGACAAUUGCAAUACUGCUGCUACCCACUGAGCUACUAGUGAGGCAAUGUACCAGAUAUAUGCAGAAGAAAUCUGCUGAACAGUAUAUAGAAGAGGUCACUUCCAAUGACUGGUCGUUUAGAAAUAAUGGAAGACGAUCCUCAAACCAAGUGAAAACAUUCUGGAACAAGCUUAAUACUUUAAUGCCCACUACAAAAACUGAGUUGCCCUUUAUCCAUUGACAAUCCUGAGUAGAUAAUAAUAAUAAUAGUUUAUUCAUGGCUGUAAUUUUCAGAAAUUGUAAUAUUAUUUUUUUGGAUAAA
Molecule: messenger RNA, 2187 nt
Organism: Schistocerca gregaria
Lineage: Eukaryota; Metazoa; Arthropoda; Insecta; Orthoptera; Acrididae
Exons: 12
Coding region: 1-2106 (701 amino acids)
Cellular component (GO): membrane
Molecular function (GO): ligand-gated monoatomic ion channel activity
Source: RefSeq, a predicted model, not a curated record